Cyanistes caeruleus (blue tit) is the source of this 6687-nucleotide messenger RNA. Lineage: Eukaryota; Metazoa; Chordata; Aves; Passeriformes; Paridae. The record is from RefSeq and is a predicted model, not a curated record.
AAUGGCUGCAAGCAAAUGACCUUCAGAAAGAAGUGUACCAGCAUCUGGCCUAUUAUGUACCAAAAAUUUACUGCAGGGGCCCCAACCCUGCCCCUCAGAGAGAAGACAUGCUGGCACAACACGUUUUGCUGGGACCAAUGGAAUGGUAUCUUUGUGGUGAAGAUCCUGCAUUUGGUUUUCCAAAGCUUGAGCAAGCAAACAGACCUUCUCACCUCUGUGGCCGUGUCUUUAAAGUGGGAGAGCCUACAUAUUCUUGCAGAGACUGCGCAGUUGACCCAACUUGUGUGUUGUGCAUGGAAUGCUUUCUUGGAAGCAUUCACAGAGAGCACCGAUACAGGAUGACAACAUCAGGUGGAGGAGGUUUUUGUGACUGUGGUGAUACAGAAGCUUGGAAGGAAGGUCCUUACUGUCAAAAGCAUGAACUUAACACUUCAGAAACUGCAGAAGAAGAGGAUCCUCUUGUGCACUUACCAGAAGAUAUGGUAGCAAGAGCUUAUAAUAUUUUUGCCAUUACAUUUAAAUAUGCAGUAGAUAUAUUAACAUGGGAAAAGGAAAAUGAAUUGCCUGGACUAGAAAUGAUUGAGAAGAGUGACACUUACUACUGCAUGCUGUUUAAUGAUGAAGUCCAUACCUAUGAACAAGUUAUUUAUACUCUUCAGAAGGCUGUCAACUGCACACAGAAGGAAGCCAUUGGUUUUGCAACAACAGUAGAUAGAGAUGGCCGUAGGUCUGUUCGAUAUGGAGAUUUCCAAUACUGUGAUCAGGCAAAAUCAGUAAUAGUGAGAAAUACCAGUCGUCAGACAAAGCCAUUGAAAGUGCAAGUUAUGCAUUCAUCUAUUGUUGCCCAUCAGAGCUUUGGUCUGAAGCUUCUAACUUGGCUUGGCAGUGUUAUUGGAUAUUCAGAUGGCCUUCGCCGAAUAUUGUGUCAGGUUGGUUUGCAAGAAGGGCCAGAUGGUGAAAAUUCUUCUCUUGUAGAUAAGUUGAUGCUGUAUGAUUCUAAACUGUGGAAAGGGGCCAGAAAUGUGUAUCACCAGUUAUUCAUGAGCAGUCUUCUUAUGGAUUUGAAAUACAAGAAACUUUUUGCUAUCCGCUUUGCAAGAAAUUACCGGCAGUUGCAGAGAGAUUAUAUGGAGGAUGAUCACGAACGGGCAGUAUCGGUGGCUGCUCUGUCUGUCCAACUCUUCACUGUACCUACUCUGGCUCGAAUGCUAAUAACAGAAGAGAAUCUCAUGACCACUAUCAUCAAGACUUUCAUGGACCACUUAAGGCACCGUGACAUCCAAGGGAGGUUUCAGUUUGAACGUUACACUGCUCUGCAGGCUUUCAAAUUCAGACGUGUCCAGAGCCUUAUUUUGGAUCUCAAGUACGUGUUGAUAAGUAAGCCAACAGAGUGGUCAGAUGACUUGAGACGCAAGUUCCUGGAGGGUUUUGAUGCCUUCUUAGAAUUACUCAAAUGUAUGCAGGGUAUGGAUCCAAUAACUCGUCAAGUAGGACAACACAUUGAAAUGGAACCAGAGUGGGAAGCUGCAUUUACACUGCAGAUGAAAAUGCAAAUCUUUUCUGAAAAAGUACUGAUUGAAGCUUACAAGAAAUGCCUGACUGUAUUGAUGCAGUGUCAUAGUGGAUUUACUGAUGGAGAACAGCCUAUUGUCCUCAGUAUGUGUGGACAUUCAGUUGAGACCAUCAGAUACUGCGUUUCUCAGGAAAAAGUCAGCAUUCAUCUCCCAGUGUCUCGUUUACUUGCAGGCUUGCAUGUUUUGCUGAGUAAAACUGAAGUGGCAUACAAGUUUCCAGAGCUGCUGCCCUUGAGUGAACUUAGCCCACCUAUGUUAAUAGAACAUCCUCUACGAUGCCUAGUCCUAUGUGCCCAAGUGCAUGCAGGGAUGUGGAGAAGGAAUGGCUUCUCUCUGGUUAAUCAGAUUUAUUACUAUCAUAAUGUGAAGUGCAGGAGGGAGAUGUUUGACAAGGACAUAGUAAUGCUUCAGACAGGUGUGUCUAUGAUGGAUCCAAAUCACUUCCUGAUGAUAAUGCUGAGUCGCUUUGAACUUUAUCAGAUAUUUAGUACUCCAGACUACGGCAAAAGAUUUAGCACAGAAAAUACUAACAAGGAUGUUGUUCAACAAAAUAACACUCUUAUAGAAGAGAUGCUGUACCUCAUUAUAAUGAUUGUUGGUGAAAGGUUCAGCCCUGGAAUAGGACAGGUAAAUGCAACAGAUGAAAUCAAGCGAGAGAUUAUCCAUCAGUUGAGCAUCAGGCCAAUGGCUCACAGUGAAUUGGUAAAGGCACUCCCUGAAGAUGAGAACAGAGAGACAGGGAUGGAAAGUGUGAUUGAAGAAGUGGCAUGUUUCAAAAAACCUGGAUUAACAGGCAGAGGGCUGUAUGAAUUAAAACCAGAAUGUGCCAAGAACUUCAACCUGUAUUUCUAUCACUUUUCAAGGGCAGAGCAAUCAAAGGCAGAGGAAGCACAGAGAAAGCUGAGAAGACAGAACAGAGAAGAUACAGCACUUCCACCGCCAGCUCUUCCUCCUUUCUGCCCACUUUUUGCCAGCCUGGUGAAUAUCCUGCAGUCUGAUGUCAUGCUGUGCAUAAUGGGAACUAUACUGCAGUGGGCAGUGGAACACAACGGCUAUGCCUGGUCAGAGUCCAUGCUGCAAAGGGUUUUGCAUUUGAUUGGAAUGGCACUACAAGAAGAAAAACAACAUUUGGAGAAUCUCAGUGAGGAGAAUGUUGUAACAUUUACCUUCACUCAGAAAAUAUCAAAACCAGGAGAAGCACCCAGUAACUCCCCCAGCAUACUAGCUAUGCUAGAAACACUGCAAAAUGCACCUCAUUUGGAAGUGCACAAGGACAUGAUCAGAUGGAUAUUGAAGACUUUUAAUACUAUUAAAAAGCUAAGAGAAAGCUCUUCUUCAAGUCCCGUGGCUGAGACAGAAGGAAAUAUUAUGGAGGAGAGUUCACGAGAUAAAGACAAAGCUGAAAGGAAGCGAAAAGCUGAGAUUGCCAGACUGCGCAGGGAAAAGAUCAUGGCCCAGAUGUCUGAGAUGCAAAGGCACUUCAUUAAUGAAAACAAAGAACUCUUUCAGCAAACUCUGGAGGAACUGGAUACUUCAACCUCCGGAGUCCAUGAAAAUAGCCCUGUAAUUUCGGAUGCAAAACUCACAGCCUUGGGUCCAGAGCAAACUAGAGUGGCUGAACCCAGACAGGUUGUUAUGUGUAUAUUGUGCCAGGAGGAGCAAGAAGUUAAAGUGGACAGCAGGGCUAUGGUCUUGGCAGCAUUUAUCCAGCGGUCAACCGUGUUGUCUAAAAAUAGAAACAAAAUUACUCCAGAUCCUGAAAAGUAUGACCCCUUAUUCAUGCACCCAGAUCUGUCAUGUGGAACACACACGGGUAGCUGUGGACAUAUUAUGCAUGCACAUUGUUGGCAAAGGUAUUUUGAUGCAGUCCAAGCAAAAGAGCAACGAAGACAACAAAGAUUACGAGUACACACAAGUUAUGAUGUAGAGAAUGGUGAAUUCCUUUGCCCACUUUGUGAAUGCUUGAGCAACACUGUUAUUCCUCUGCUUCCUCCACCAAGAGUUUUGUUUAACAGGUUAGACUUUUCAGGGCAACCAAACCUAACUCAGUGGAUCAAAACAGUAUCCCAGCAAGUAAAAGCCCUGCAUUUACUUCAAAAUGAAGACUGUGCAAGCCAUUCUGGUCAUUCAGAAAAAAUGGAUCAGCUGCAAUUACCUGAAGGAUUUAGACCAGAUUUCAAACUGAAGAAUCCUUAUUCUGAGAGCAUAAAAGAGAUGCUGACAACUUUUGGUACGGCAACUUACAAAGUAGGCUUGAAGGUUCAUCCAAAUGAGGAAGACCCACGUGUACCUAUAAUGUGCUGGGGCAGCUGUGCUUACACGAUACAGACUAUAGAACGACUUUUAGCUGAUGAAGAUAAGCCAUUAUUUGGUCAUUUACCUUGUCGACAGGAUGACUGCCUUACGUCGCUAACGAGAUUUGCAGCAGCUCACUGGACAGUUUCAUCUCUUUCAGCAGUACAGGGUCACUUUUGUACUCUAUUAGCAUCACUGGUGCCUAAUGAAAAAAAUGGGAAUCUUCCUUGCAUACUUGAUAUUGACAUGUUUCAUUUAUUGGUAAGCUUGGUGCUCUCUUUCCCUGCCAUACAUUGUCAGGAUUUUUCAGGGGUUAGUCUUGGCACUGGAGAUCUUCACCUGUUUCAUCUUGUCACUAUGGCACACAUAAUACAAAUUUUACUUACCUCAUCAACAGAAGAGAAUGGCAUGGACCAAGAAGACACUAACAGUGAAGAGGAAGUAGCUGUGCUUACACUGUAUAAAUUUCUUUGCCAGUGUACAGGAAGUGCCUUGAAAGAAAUUUCCUCAGGCUGGCACCUGUGCAGGAAUCUAAAAGCUGGAAUCAUGCCUUUCCUGAGAUGUUCUGCUUUGUUUUUUCAUUACUUAAAUGGAGUCCCAGCACCCUCAGAAAUUCAAGUAAAUGGAGCGAAUCAAUUUGAACAUUUAUGUAGCUAUCUUUCCUUGCCAAACAACCUCACUUGCCUUUUUCAAGAAAACAGUGAGAUUCUGAACACAUUAAUAGAAAGUUGGUGCAGUAACACUGAAGUAAAAAGAUACCUGGAAGGCAAGAGACAUGCUAUCAGCUAUGCAAGAGAAUCCAACAAAUUAAUAGACCUUCCGGACGACUACAGCUGCCUCAUUAACCAAGCAUCCAAUUUCUCGUGUCCGAAAUCAGGUGGUGACAAAAGCAGAGCCCCAACAUUGUGCCUUGUGUGUGGGACCAUGCUGUGUUCUCAGAGUUACUGCUGCCAGACUGAACUUGAAGGGGAAGAUGUUGGAGCCUGUACUGCACAUACAUACACUUGUGGUUCUGGAGUGGGUAUAUUCCUUAGAGUACGAGAAUGUCAGGUGCUAUUUUUAGCUGGGAAAACAAAGGGCUGCUUUUAUCCUCCUCCUUACCUUGAUGACUAUGGAGAGACAGACCAGGGACUCAGACGUGGGAAUCCCUUACAUCUGUGCAAAGAACGAUUUAAAAAGAUUCAAAAACUGUGGCAGCAGCACAGUAUUACAGAGGAAAUUGGACAUGCACAAGAAGCAAAUCAAACUCUAGUUGGCAUUGAUUGGCAGCAUUUAUAAUGAUUAUCUGCUGAAGACUGGAACUUUAAUAAAGAUUUUUGUAAUUCAGUAAGCUUUUCAAAGGAGGGAUGAGGAAAAAAGUCUAAGGAAAAAAACCCCAGCAAACUCAGUCCUGUUAUUUAAUCUUUGUUUUACAAUGUAUUUCAUAAAGAUACCAGUUAACAUUAAUCAAGUAAACUUCUUUCUAUGUAAGCAAGUUUUAUUAGUCCUAUAAUUUGCACUGUGCUUCCUUCACAGAAAUGUCUUGGGUUUAUAAACCUGGGCAAAUGAACUUAAGUUUCUGAUAAAAAAAGAAUGACUCUUUUUGGAAGUCUGACUAUGAUUUUUCAUAUGAACUGAAGAGACAAAAGACUGCUGAAACAGAAACUAGAUAGAGCACAAUUCCGGAUUGUGUUUUGCCCCUUGCUAGUAAUCUGAGCCGGUUUAUUUAUUACUCUGCAUUUUAAUACUUACGCUGUGUGUACAUGCAAUGGAAUGAAGUAAGGAAGCAAAUAAUGUAGCAAAUGGAUGUUUCUGUCUGCAUCAGUGGAUAAUUCACUCUUUCACUUGGUGUAUCUGAAAUGGAUUUUGUCAUUUGUACUCUUGCAGCUUUCUUGCUUCCAGUUGUUUUUUAACUAAAAAAACUAACACUAGCUUUACAAGUAAAAUAAUUUAAUUUAAAGCUUUUUCCAGAGCAUUGCACUCCUUAGAAUUAUGUAGUUUUUAAUUUGAAUUUAGCUGGGAAACCCUUUCACUUUCAAUUAUGUGAUCAGUUACUGGUAUUCAAGGAUUGACAUUGUGCUUUAGAAGUUAUUUUAAGAUAACAAUAAUAUGUAAAAGUCACGAAAGCUAAUUUUAUGUUAAUUUUCAGAAGCACAAAAGAUAUUUACUUCAUUUUUGUUGACAGACAACUUUGAAGGUGCAAAUCCCAUCUUUUCGUUACAGAUAAACUGAGUGGUUUCCUCUGGCUUUGAAGGGCCACAAUCACACUGCCCACAUUUUUGACUUUUGAUUUGUUUUCUUUCCUGUUGUCCCAUCAAGUAUAUUUACUUUCUGGCUUGAUUUAAAGCUCUGUAAAGAUGUUUGCAUAUAGUAUAUUUUAUAAAUAUAUUCUAUAACUGCGCAGAUUUGCACUUGAUAUGAGGGUGCCUGAAGGCAGUGAGUUUUCUAGUUGUAUGUAAUUAGACCUCCAAGGUCUAAGGUCUAAGGUCUCUAAAAAUCACAUUAUGCUUACUGAUUGAAAAUAAAAUCCAUUACCUUUCCCUCUCCUAUCUUCUGACAAAUUAGUAAAAUCUUAAUUUACAUAGUUCUAUUCCCUUAAUAGUCUGUGGUUCUUUUAGUUAAGUCUUAAUUUCUGACUGCGUCUCAGCCCGGAUAAACAAUUCCUUUCACUGUCUGCCAGGUCUUCAGUUACACUUGGUCUAACUGAAUUGUUCCUAUUUUUACAGAUUUGAUGCUUCAGAUAAGUUUUGUAUAUUCAUGGUGUACAGGGCAAUUUUUCAAACAUUGACUAAUAGUAUUGAGUGAAGAUGUGAAGUAUCAAAUAAAGAAACUUGGCCAA